This is a messenger RNA of Psilocybe cubensis, 1752 nucleotides long. RefSeq lists its product as uncharacterized. The record is from RefSeq and is a predicted model, not a curated record. NCBI's taxonomy places the organism in Eukaryota, Fungi, Basidiomycota, Agaricomycetes, Agaricales, Agrocybaceae. Gene Ontology annotation, molecular function: protein binding. The transcript is spliced from 6 exons. The coding region runs from base 1 to 1752 and encodes 583 amino acids.
AUGAUCCCAGCAUUCGGCGACGAACACAAGCGCAAGAUCAACCUGGGCGGAAGCGGCGCGCUCUCCUCCUCAAGCGCGGCGGACAUCUUCUCGCGGGUGCAGGCUGAGCGGCAGGCGCGGCGGGAGGCGAAGCGGAGGGAGGCGGCGGCUGUGAGGGUUCAGGCUGUUUGGCGGGGACAGCUUGCGGUGCUGCUCUUGAGAGAGGUCGCGGAUUCGCCGCGAUCGGAUAAUGCGCGGGUGUAUCUCCAGGUGCUGAACAUGCUGCUUGCGCCGUCUGUUACUCAGACCGACAAGGCGGCGGAGGUGUGUAGAACGCUUACGGGGUAUCUCAUCGACCACGGAUUCUAUCCGUUCCUCGGGCGCGCAAUAGCUAACAUUCCUGUGUCGGCGAAAAACUCGCCGAGUCUUCCUGCACUUCUUGAGCUCGUGACUAUUCCGCUCUCGACUUUCCCCGCUCCCCCAUCUACGCAAACGCAACAGAAAACUACAACUACGUCAUCCACAGCUACAUCCGAAUCGAGACAAUGUGGGGAACAGGAACUGCAACACGCGUACAUACUUGCCUCCAUCUUCGCUUCCAUACUCACCAUCCCGCUCCUCCCGAACCGGCUCCCGCUUGAUUUGCUUGCGCGCUUCGUGCACAGUCUGCCGCUCGCUAGACUCGAUGCGCUCGAUCCGCUUCUGGGGGUUGUCCUUGCCCCUUCGCCUUCGCCUUCCCUCUCCUCUUCCCCUCCUCUCUCUCAAUCCCAGUCCGCGUCCCGUUCACAGGUAGAGCCCGCUGAGAGCACGAGCACGGGUAUACACCCGAUCCGUCCUUUAAGCGUAGAAGCCAAAGUACAUCUCGCAGCUACACUCUACACGUUCGUUGCGCCCAACUAUAAAGCGCUCCCGCCGCUUGCGAUGAGGACGUAUCUUGCGCUCGAGACGGGGUUGUUGGGGGCGUUUCCGGUGGGGUUGGUGUUGAGUGAGGAUGGGGGUGGUGGGGCGGGUGGAGAGGGUGGGAGUGGGGAGGGUAGCAAGGAGAAGGAGACGGAGGUGGGGAAGGAGAAGGGCAAAGCGAGUAAGAGGAGGAAGGUGAAAGGUGGUAGUGCUGGUGGAGACGGAGACGAACAGCGCAGUCGGAGCGCAUCGCGCGAUGCUCGCUCUCCCUCUGCCAUUCCACAGCCUACGCGCGUAACAGUCGUAUCCUCCUUCACACCCCAACACGAACACGAUACUCCUUCACCCUCAACCUCAACCGCACCACCAAAACCGAUAAUAAUAGACACCAAAACAUCAAAACGCCUCCUCAACCUCCGCGCACCUUCACAUCUUACGACCUUGCUGGGCGUAACGUAUGCGAAACGGGCGCUGUUUGAGGGGGUGGUGGAGUUUUUGUUUGCGUUGGGGAAUGCUUUUGGUGGGGUUGUGUAUGGUGGGGGUGGGGGUAAAGAUAAAGAUGGAGAGAGGGAGAGGGGUGUGGGUGGUGGGACGGGUGUAGGUGCGGGUGCGGGUGCGGGUGCGGGUGGAGAUGUGGAAGAACGUGUCCUCAGCGCUGUCCUAGCAGCUGGAGGAACAGGGGGAGGGGGAGGGGGAGCGGGAGGGAUUGUGAGAGCUCUAUACAGGGAUUUGGUACGCGGAUCUGUGUUGGGGAGGGAGGAAGGCGGGGUUGGUGUUUUGUUGGGGAGUUCUCUGAGGAGUACGGAAUACGAGGAGACGGUUGUGCUAUUCUGUGCCUCUGAUUCUGAUGCGUCUGCGGUAAUGGGCGGUUGA